AUGAAGCUUGUUAUUUUAUUUUUAAGAUGUACUCGCCUUAAAGAAAAGUUUCCUUUUAUUGAUGAACCUCUUUCAGAAGAAGAAAAGAAAUUUCCACUUGCUUAUGGCAUUCUUGUGUAUAAAUCGGCUUUCCAAGUUUACAUGAUGAUGAGUGCUAUUUAUCAUCCGCAGAAUAUUUAUUGUGUUUCGAUUGAUGAAAAAUCAACUAAAGAAUUUAAAGAUUCAAUGUUAUUGCUUACUGACUGUUUUCCGAAUAUUUUUGUUAUGGUAGGGUUUAAUCUAGUCCAAAAAAUUAUUUUAAAGGCAAGUGUAAACCCUGUUGGUUGGUGUGAAUUUGGAGUAGCUCGUUCGCUUUAUAAUUGCUUUCGUUAUUUGACUGAACAUAAGCAUGACUGGAAAUAUUUUCAAUACCUGAGUGGAUUUGAUUUGCCUUUGAAAACAAAUUUGGAAGUAUAUUUAUUAUACAUAUUUUAUAAUGUAAAUUUCUUACAGAUGGUUCGAAUUUUUAAGCAACUAAAUAGAUCUAUCAAUAUGCAAGUUUCUUUGUAUCCGACUAACCGGCUUGGUGCAGAACUUAAGCCCCCGUUACCCUUAUGGAAGUCAAGUAUGUCUUCUUUGUUUCCCCGUGAAGCAGCUAAUGUUAUGGUCUCCAGUUCUAAAGUGCAUGAAUUGCUGAGAUUCUUGGAACAGACAAUUUGUUCUGAUGAAACUGUCUGGACUACUGUUGCAGGAAAUCCACAAGGUGUUUAA
This is a messenger RNA of Meloidogyne enterolobii, 750 nucleotides long. The record is from the annotation of a GenBank genome assembly. Lineage: Eukaryota; Metazoa; Nematoda; Chromadorea; Rhabditida; Meloidogynidae.